Messenger RNA from Sinocyclocheilus anshuiensis, 1896 nucleotides. RefSeq names its product inositol-trisphosphate 3-kinase A-like. NCBI's taxonomy places the organism in Eukaryota, Metazoa, Chordata, Actinopteri, Cypriniformes, Cyprinidae. Gene Ontology annotation, molecular function: inositol hexakisphosphate kinase activity. The record is from RefSeq and is a predicted model, not a curated record. The coding region runs from base 377 to 1570 and encodes 397 amino acids. Gene Ontology annotation, cellular component: cytoplasm; nucleus. Gene Ontology annotation, biological process: inositol phosphate biosynthetic process; phosphatidylinositol phosphate biosynthetic process. The transcript has 7 exons.
AACGCGGAAGAUGUGUGUUCACCCAGCUCGAGCGCUGUUUACAGGGGCUCCCAGGCUGUGAAUGUGCGUCCACGGACUCAUGCUAAGCCAAACAAAGCUAUCUGGAUGGAGAUCGUUUGUUACAUAACUUACUGGAAACAAAGCCUCUGACACGCUGGAUUUACUUUAGGGGCCCCCACUCACUAUAGCAGCGUGUGGCCACUCGGACAGAGGUGGGAUAGCCUAACCUGAGCCCUCCAGGCACCUCGAUGCCCAAACAGAGGCGGUGUUCUCACAUUCGUCUCCGGUUUGCGACGGAUCAGGGAGGAGAGGAGGAAGAGGAGGAGGACGCGCAGGAAACUUUUUAUCCACAGAGAUUUGUGAUGAUCAAGCACAGAUGGCGGAACAGUACAGUGGGCAAGCAGGCUUUCUCUCCGACGGUAACCCGGGGAGAGGGUGCCUAGUUCCGCAGGUGACCAUCACGUCUGAUGGGGACUCACGGGAGAUCACUGAGGAGGAUCUGGAGGAGGAGGUGAACGGACGGUUGCGCCGCAAACUCUCCAACUCCUCCAUCUCUUCCAACGGCUCCUCCACAGCGUUUGACGAGUCGGAGGAUGACAUCCUCAGCGACAACGAGACCAAAAGCAAAGGCAUCGUGACUCUCGAGCAUUUGGGGGACUCGGUAGAUUCAGCAGAGCAAAUCAAUGCCUGGUGGAAGCUGAAGACUAUUGUCAGUUGCCCAUUAGUGACCUCACAGCGAAGACGACUGUCCUGGGUUCAGUUAGCAGGCCAUAAAGGCAGCUUUAAAGCAGGGGAUGAGGGCUCCAUACUGAAGAAGUUCUCAGAGAAUGAGAAGCUGUGUUUCGAGAGGCUGAAAGAGGAUGCUUUACAUUCCUUCGUGCCCAGCUACUAUGGAGUGGUCGAGAGAGACGGAGAGCUUUUUCUCAAAAUUAAAGACCUUUUGGCCAAAUUUGAUUUGCCUAACGUCAUGGACUGCAAGAUGGGAGUGAGGACAUAUCUGGAGGAGGAGUUGGUGCGGGCCAGGGUGAAGCCAAAGCUGCGUGAAGACUUAUAUAAUAAGAUGCUGGAGGUGGACAGAGAGGCUCCUACAGCGGAGGAGAAGAAACAGAAGGCUGUUACCAAACCACGUUAUAUGCAGUGGAGAGAAAGUCUCAGCUCUACUAACACUCUGGGCUUCCGCAUUGAGGGUAUCAAGAGGGGGGAAACCUGCAAGACAGACUUUAAAAAGACCCGGUCAAAGGAAGACGUCAUUCAGGUCUUUAAGGAUUUCGUCGAGGGCAAUAAAAACAUAACUAACUCCUAUAUUACAAGGCUUGAAGAUAUUAAACAGGCAUUGAAAGCCUCAGAGUUCUUCAAGAAACACGAGGUAAUCGGGAGUUCGCUUCUCUUCAUUCACAAUCACACAGAGAGAGCUGAAGUCUGGCUCAUUGAUUUUGGUAAGACCACACCGCUCCCAGACGGACAGAACCUGGAUCACUACAGACCCUGGGAGGAGGGCAACCGAGAAGACGGAUACUUGUGGGGCUUGGACAACCUGCUGCAAACCCUUUCCUCAUUGGCCAGGGAGUGACCUUCUUACUGCAAACUUCUCGCGUGACAGCAACAGCAUGCUGAUAGACACUUCUAAACCUUCUGCAGUGCAUUAUAGGGAGGCUACCAGUGACAAAGUCCAUUACUUUACAGUGUUAAGCUGUAAAAGCAUUUAACCCGUAUCAUGGUUUUAAUAAAUGCACAUUUGUUUGUUGUCAUAAUACAGUUACUCUUCCCCAAAGUCCAAAAAAAAAGGUUGAAGACAAAAUGUAGUUUGUAAAGUAGAGAUGCAACGAUCGAUCGGCCAGGGAUCGGAAUCGGCCGAUUUUUCUCAUGAUCGGCCCGGAUCGGUGAUCGGCCGGUCAG